CCGGAAGCGCCUAUCGGAACCCGAGCGGGCGGCCGCCAUGGCGGGCAGAGGGCAGGUGUGCUACGCGCUGUUAUGCGGGCAGGCGGCGCUGCUGCUGGGCAACCUGCUGUUGCUCCAAGGCGUGUCGCGGAGCCACCAACACAACGCCACCGACAGCCCCGCCGGAGUCACGCUAGGCCAAGACCAGCAGCAACAACUGGACCCAACCGCAACUGCCGCCUCCAGCGUCUGGGAAGCUCAAGGCCCUUACGUUCUCUGCGACUACCUACCCGAGGAGUUCAUAGAGUGUGACGCUCCUGUGGAUCAUGGUGGAAAUUCAAGUGCACGAGAUGAAAUGGGCUAUGGAUGUCUCAAGUUCGGUGGCCAAGCAUAUAGCGAUGUAAGCCACACUCAGGUCCAAUGUAAGGCACUGGAUGGCAUCGAAUGUGCAGGUCUGCGAACCUUUCGGCGUGGGAAUAAGCCAUGCAUUAAGUACACUGGACACUACUUCAUCACCACUCUUCUCUACUCAUUUUUCUUGGGUUGCUUUGGAGUGGAUCGUUUCUGCCUGGGGCACACGGGCACAGCUGUGGGGAAACUGCUCACUCUUGGAGGACUUGGGAUCUGGUGGUUUGUGGACUUGAUUCUCCUUAUCACUGGAGGACUGAUGCCCAGUGAUGGAAGCAACUGGUGCACCAUUUACUGAAAGGCUACAAAUCUGACUGGACCUAAACCAAAGAAGCUCAGCUGGAGACCUGAUACUUAAAUCUUGUCUUGUAGCAAGCAUAGAGACAUUUUGCACUGGAAGUAGGUCCUCCAAGAAUGGAAUUAAGAGAAAAAUGCUAACCAUAAUUCUGCUGUACAUACCUCAUUGUCUUGUUUAAAUUGAAGCUGUGCUUUUCUUGCCCAUAAAGAACUGGGAAGACUUCUACCCUGUAGAAUAAACACGCUCAAUGGAUUUACCACUGUCAAAAAGGUGACCUCCAACAUUUGGAACACCUUCACCAUCUGGAGUUCUGCAGCUGGCCCACUAGAAAACUGGAGGAGUCAAGUUAAAUCAACUAUCACACAGAGUUUGUGUAAUAGAUGUUCCUACCUUGCUGUAGGGCACUGGAGAAGGUGACCUUCAACCUAAAAGAUCUAUGAUGGAUGGUAUUGUGUCCUGUUCCCCCACACACACAGUUUUGUCUCUUGAUUUUUAAAAAAAAAAAAAAAACCCUAGCUUGUCCACUUUUGAUUGGGAUUGUUUGGUUUGUUCAUACAAAGAGACUAAGAGCUUGUUGGA
This is a messenger RNA of Rhineura floridana, 1264 nucleotides long. RefSeq names its product TM2 domain containing 2 (gene TM2D2). Lineage: Eukaryota; Metazoa; Chordata; Lepidosauria; Squamata; Rhineuridae. The record is from RefSeq and is a predicted model, not a curated record. Bases 38 to 685 code for a protein of 215 amino acids. The transcript has 5 exons.